AUGAUGAAAGCCAGUUUGUUGUCUUGCUUCAGUCGAGCGGUGAAUCUGCUACGGCUGAACAGUAGGGAGCCGUCAUUCUUGACGAGGCCGCGAGAUCAUCAAGUUGAAGAAGAACUUCCGUUUCCGUCAACAGACCUUCAACAUCUACCAUCUACGGGGUUGGAGCGUCAUUAUGGGGAUUCGGGAUUGGAAACAGAUGAGCAAGCCAGCUGUGCUCGUGUACCCAUUACCGGACGUUCACAUGCAGAAGACCCGAGCGCGACGCCAGUUGACGUAGGUGGUGAUGACGAUGAAAGACGAACAUCGGUUCAUCUACCGAAAUACGCAUCGAAGAAUGCCGAAAGAGCACAGAAAACUGAAAAAAGACUGGCAUUACUAAAGCAACUCAAGAACAAACUAUCUUCACGGCGAGAGUUUGAAAAAUCACUUGAAGGACCAGGAGAAUCAGAGAAAGCCCCGCGGAAAUGUAUUUCAGUACGAAGUUUUUCUGGUGCUGAACUCCUAAAGGCACAGUGUAACGAUAACGGAGAUGUCGACCUAGCUGACAUACGAAACCGCCUACGGCGUAUGUGGGCUGAUGGUAGCGAUGUCCAACUGAUGCUCAUGGGUCCUCGUUGUGCGUCUUCCUCCGAAAUUUCUUCGUCUUCGUCUUCACGACCUGAACAUCCACCUCCGUCUUCUCAACCACAUGGAAAUCCAUCUCGAGAACAAGAGUUCUGGAUCCAAGCAGUUCGUUUGCCAAGUCCAGCCUACCGCUUUUUCGAAACUCUGCGUGAUACUGGUGAUUUCGACAGCACCAAGCCGCAGGUGUGGGAGUCGCGAGUUUUGUGGGAGGCUCUAGCUGGCGUUCGGCUGUCCGAAUUAGCCAAGAUUGCUUCUGAAGUCUUUUCGGAGCACCAGUACAGUGUCACACUCGGGAAUGUUUUCAAAGAAGAUGAUGAUCUUCAUGUUGCAGAAGAAGCCACAAGAACUGCUGGUAUUGCCGGACUGGAGCAGCAGGUCGUAGAGGAUGAAGAAAAUAAAGUCAUUGACCACGGGUCAGACACAACGGAAGAUGAGGAAGAGGAAAACAAACAGAUAAAGUCAUUGACAACGGAAGAGGAAGAGGAGCAACAAGAACGUAUUACUUGUACUAAUGGGGAAGUCGUUCUUGUACGUAAUGGAGAAGUCACUGUACCCAGGAAUGUUACUGCAAUGACAGCUGUGGAGGAGGAAGAUGACAUCAUCAGAGGCUCUCCUAUGGAUCUCGCUCCCCAACGAAGAGGACGGCAAGAAGGGGUUAGAGGCGUUUUUUCACAACCACUUAGGAGGAAUUCUAGACCUGCAACGGAGGAGGCAUCACAGUCGAAAUUUGCACCUAGGAAACGACGUUUAAGGGAUCCAACGUCGAGAAGAAGUAGUACGCCUGCUGUAGUGGAGGAUGUAGACCAAGAACGUCUUCAAGUCACAGUAGGUAGUACUAGUGCAACAACUGCCGCAACUGAAUCUCGUACUCGGCGAGGCAGAGAAGAUGCGAGCACAGUAGUUGAUAAUACAACCGCAGCUGUUGAACGUUAUCAUCAAGGCAGAGAAGAAGUGGAAGACCAAGGCCGCACUAUGGUACAACCUGCGAUAUUCGAUGCAGAAGAAGGAGACGACGAUGAAAUCAUGGUUUCCUUGCCAGAGGGUUCCAUCUGGGUGAAUGACGACCUUUUUGUCGACCACCUCACACUCGGCACAUCAUCAUCAGCAGUCUUGCGCUAUCCUAAGAGACAGAUCGUUGAUUUUAGUGCGGAAGAAGCAAGGAUUCUUGACGGCAGUCGAGAUCACGUACGUGCCGCGGCGCAUGAUGCCACUUUAAUUAACCCAGGGGACGAAGAGUUGGCGUUCUUUUUUUUGAAAAAGGGUGCAGAAGGCGAGAACCAUGGUCGUGGCUCCUGUCGCAAUUCGUGCCGUUCGCGGGUCCUCGUUUCAUUGACUUCUACAGCUAGUGGUGAGGGUACAAGAACGAGCGAAGCAGGGCUUCCUCUUCAGCAUGGACAAGACGACCACGAGUGUGAUUCCUGUCUUUCUCAUGGUAGGCCUCAAGACUACAGGGACGAACACGAACAUAUCCCAAACAGACAAAAUAGGCGUUUGUUUGUGGGAAAGAACAGCGCACAAGAACAUGGAAUAAAUCGACGCAGCUUUGGUUUACGGGUUACAAUUUUUGCAACACCUAAAUUGGGUAUGCAAGUAUUCCGAAUGCGCAUCCACGAAACCUUCAACCUCAUCAUUAUGAAAGCAUCGUCAAGGUUCAUCUUUCCCCACCGCUGAGGUCAUCUCAUCUCUCUGUUUGCUUCCUCAUUCGAGGCAGGAAUUCAUGAACCGAAAGAUGAACAAUCACUCUUUUGUUAUAAGCUCUAAUAGUGCGGAUGAUCAUGGAGGCUAUGUUAAUGUGUUUGAUAUACCUGGAUCCACGGUGAUUGACAUCAGACGAAAACUUCUGGGGAGGCCGAUCCUGGAGGAAGCGUGAUGUUCAUCUCCUUUUGCUACGAAGAUGGUUAUCAAGGACGACCACAUCAUCCUUCCCAACAUGGGCUCCAUGGAGGACCUCCUCAACAUGGGCAACAUGGGCAUGUUAGAGAUCAUCAUCAUGACCGACACUAUCACGGUCUUCGAGACCAUGUUGAUAGUCAACACGAGCAAGAUCACCAGCACUAUGAGCAACAUCAUUAUGGAACGAGCAGGGGUCCUAGAGGACGAGGAGAGGCCGAUCCUGGAGGAAGCGUGAUGUUCAUCUCCUUCUAGUCUAGCCUAAGCGAUUUUCUUGCGGUUCGUACCGGAUAAAUAGGGUCGUGAUUAGGUACUAGAACUGUACUUGGGAAUUCAAGGUUCUUGUACUUGGCGUGCAUGUAGUCAAGGUGAUAUUAACGAUGUUCAAAGCUAACGACUACGUAUGGUUGUCACUGAUGAAUGGGUAGUGAAAGGACACGUGGUUGCAAAAUGUGAAGCUUUUGUUUUUGCUGCCGGAUGAAAUGAACCUUUCACAAAGUAAACACUUGUCACACUUUUGGGAAAUUAGACGCAAUCAUCCAAUCUCGGUAUUGU
Amoebophrya sp. A25 is the source of this 3069-nucleotide messenger RNA. The record is from the annotation of a GenBank genome assembly. NCBI's taxonomy places the organism in Eukaryota, Dinophyceae, Syndiniales, Amoebophryaceae.